Drosophila sechellia is the source of this 2243-nucleotide messenger RNA. RefSeq names its product ATP-dependent RNA helicase DHX33 (gene ath). The transcript is spliced from 5 exons. Bases 133 to 2217 code for a protein of 694 amino acids. Lineage: Eukaryota; Metazoa; Arthropoda; Insecta; Diptera; Drosophilidae. Gene Ontology annotation, molecular function: double-stranded RNA binding; helicase activity; ATP binding. Gene Ontology annotation, cellular component: intracellular anatomical structure; nucleolus. The record is from RefSeq and is a predicted model, not a curated record. Gene Ontology annotation, biological process: positive regulation of transcription by RNA polymerase I.
ACCCUGCUGUAUUUCGCACGCCUGUUGCUUUCCUUCUUUCGUCUGAAACUUUUAUAAAAUAUUCUCCGGGCUGGAGAACAAAAACCCUUAGAAAAAUAGGUGGCACAGAAACGUGCUGCGAAAGUGUAAAUAAUGGACUCCAAAUACUUUGCAACCAGCAGAAACGAUGCUGGAGGUCCAUCGCCUGUGAAGUUCUCCUUCAAGCGGACGUACGAGGCCAUGGUGAACAGUUCAAUACUGGAGAAGAAACCCCAUGUCGCCCAAGUCAAGCAGACAAUAGCUCCCAUUCUGCUGACCAGCAAAAGAACCUCCAUUGAACAGCAGCAAAAAUCACUGCCCGUCUUCAAUUGCCGCCAGCGAAUCCUCAAGGAACUGGAAGUGAACGACACCGUGCUGAUCAUGAGCGAGACGGGCUCGGGCAAGACCACACAGAUACCGCAGUUCCUGCUGCUGGCUGGUUACGCCAAGAACGGCAUGAUCGGAAUCACCCAGCCGCGCAGAGUGGCGGCCAUAACAGUGGCACGUCGCGUGGCCCAGGAGUUGAACGGAAGUAUUGGCGACACGGUGGGCUAUACGGUGCGUUUCGAGGAUGCCACCUCAAGGGCCACAAAGAUUCGAUUUCUUACCGACGGCGUUUUGCUGCGAGAGUCCAUUAAGGAUCGACUACUGCUCAAAUAUUCUGUGAUUAUUCUGGACGAGGCUCACGAGCGAACCGUGAACGCAGACCUUCUAUUCGGGAUUGUCAAGGAUGCUCAGAAGGAGAGGCGUAAGCAAAAGUUGGGCAACCUAAAGGUAGUGGUUACGUCUGCCACGAUGGAUAUCGAUCACUUCGGAAAUUACUUCAAUUGCAAGGGCAUGUACCUUGAGGGCAGAACGUAUCCGGUCCGUGUGAUGCACACCAAGGAGGAACACGAAGAUUACGUCCACAGCGUGCUCGUUACCCUCUUUCACAUACACCGCACCACGCCAAAAAACCACGACGUGUUGAUAUUCCUAACCGGGCAAGAGGAAAUCGAGUCAUUGGCCCAACAAAUACGCCAGCUUGCCAAGAUUGACACGACUGGAACAACAGAUCUCCGCGUAUUCACGUUGUACGCUCAACUAUCGCAGGGCAAGCAAUUGGAGUGUUUUGUGCCGACACCGGCCAACGUACGCAAAGUAAUCUUGGCCACAAACAUAGCAGAAACGUCGAUCACCAUACCGGGCAUCCGUUGUGUGAUUGACUGUGGCUUUGUGAAGGAGAAAUCGUUCAAUACCGCCGACGGACUGGAUGUCUUGAAGUCAGUUCGGAUAUCCAAGGCGCAAGCCUGGCAGAGAGCUGGACGAGCAGGCCGAGAUGCGGAUGGAACCUGCUACAGGGCGUACACAAAAGCUGAAAUGGACUCCUUUGCAGAUGCAACUCAGCCAGAAAUCCUGAGAACGAACCCAACGUCAAUGGUGCUGCAGCUCCUCGCCUUGGACAUCGAUUGCAACAAUUUCGACUUCCUAGACCCGCCACUUGAAGAUGGACUGCGCAGUGCGUAUAAGAGCCUCGAUGCCCUGGGAGCUAUUAAGACUGGAGAUGUCUCAUACAUUACACCGCUGGGUCGGCAAAUGGUGCAGUAUCCCUUGGAUCCCAAGUACUCAAAGCUGCUGCUAACUGCUUCAUCGUUCGGCUGCAUGGAGGAGAUCCUGAGCCUCGUGUCCGUUCUCUCAAGCGAUCACGUCUUCGUCUCGAAUAGCGAAAAGAACGAAAUGGCUGCUCUAGCUCACGCCAAGUUUCAGUCCAAGCAUGGUGACCAUUUGACGCUGCUGAAUGUGUUCAAUGCUUUCUUGAAAAGCGAAAAGCCAAAGAUGUGGUGUCAUGACAACUAUUUAAAUUUGCGUAGCCUAACCUAUGCCCGAAAUGUUCGUCGACAAUUGAGGGAAAUAAGCGAGCACUUGCAUUUGGCCCUAAAUAGCUCGGAUGACAUUGAAAUGUUGAAGAAAUGCAUAUUAAAUGGAUUCUUUGAAAAUAUUGCCGUUCUGCAACGCGAUGGCUUCUACAUAACCGCUUCCGGCAACAUCAGGUCCAAAAUCCAUCCGUCGAGCGUUCUGCACGGGAAGUACAAGCCGAGCUACAUACUCUUCACCGAAAUUGUGCAGACGGAGCAAACGUUUCUUCGCCAAGUCACGGAAAUAUCCAUCGAAUGGAUCAAGGAGGUUGUGCCGUUUGUUAAAAACAUACCAACAAGAUGAAAUAAAGUACAAAUCUGUUUAAAGAA